This is a messenger RNA of Seminavis robusta, 1053 nucleotides long. Lineage: Eukaryota; Bacillariophyta; Bacillariophyceae; Naviculales; Naviculaceae. The record is from the annotation of a GenBank genome assembly.
AUGUCUCUUUCCAGCACACCCAUGCCCAGCUCAGCGAGCCAUGAUGUCUUGUUGUUGGAGCAAAAGGAUCUUUGGAUUGGCCAGAUAUUCCCCUUUUUAGGCAUAGGGCACUAUGCCUUUGUAGGUUCUGUCAACAAAAAAAUCAACAAACAUUACAAAGAAUAUUGUGACAGUGUGCCACAGGGAGAUCGUCCAAGGGUUAUGAAACAAUGUCAUGUCGAUGAAGAGGUGCAGGAUCCCUCUCGCCCAGCAACCAGCACAGACACAAUUUACGGUGCGGCAUUCUACAAUGUCUCCUCUGCAGAAUUCUGGCGUGCUGACAGCUCAGAGAGGAAAGCACCAGAUCAUGAUGAUGUUUGCAAUGCCAUUGCCAGUGUUGGGUCUAUUACAGUUCUUCAAUGGGCUCAUGAGCAAGGAUUCCCGUGGGAUAAAAAUGCAUGCUUUCAUGCUGCUGAAGGUGGUCAAUUGGAAACCCUAAAAUGGUUGCGCACGAAUGGAUGUGAAUGGGAUGAAGAUACCUGCCUGGGUGCUGCAUUUAAUGGUCACUUUGAUAUUCUCAAGUGGGCACGAGAGAAUGGGUGCCCUUGGGAUGAGAAUACAUGUGCUUGGGCUGCUAUGAGAGGUCAUUUGGAAAUUCUCAAAUGGGCACAUGAAAAUGGAUGCCCUUGGGAUGCAGAUACAGGCCGUUAUGCUGCUGCAAGUGGUCACUGGGAAAUUCUCAAAUGGACACAUGAGAAUGAAGCCCCCUGGGAUGAGAAUACAUGCACUGUUGCUGUCAUUAAUGGUCACUUUGAAAUUCUCAAAUUAUUGCAUGAAAAUGAAUGCCCUUGGGAUGAAAAUACAUGCAUUGCUGCUGCUCGAUGUGGGCACUGGGAAAUUCUGAAGUGGGCACACCAGAAUGGCUGUCCAUGGGAUGGAAUGACUUGUGCCUAUUCUGCAUCGCAAGGCCAUUUGAACAUUUUGCAAUGGGCCCAUGAGAAUGGAUGCCCUUGGGAUGAAUAUACAUGCAUGUAUGCUGCUGAAACUGGACAGUUACAAGUUCUUCACACAUGA